AUGUUCAUAUAUUAUUUAUAUAAGGUGGUGUUGCGAUAUAAAUGGUCAGUGCUUAGAAGUGUUUAUAAAGUGCGCAGAAAAGAAGAAAAACCCAAAAUCGAAAUAGUUUUCAAUUUAUUAUGGUUCGUCUCGUAGCCUUAUUUUUAAUAUUUGUACAUGCUACCAACUGCUACAGACUUCCAAAGGAUGUUAUACCCGAGAACUAUAAAUUAGAAAUUAUUUCCUACUUAGGAGCACCAAAAAAUAGUUUUAAUUUUGAUGGAAAAGUAUGGAUAACUGUAGCAUGCAAGCAUCCCACGCAGAAUAUAACUCUGCAUUCCAAACACUUGGACAUCAAAGAUGAAGACGUUAUCUUGAAAGACAUAACAAGUAAUGACUCUAAGACAGUUAAAAUAUCAAACGUUGAAUUUAAAGAAGAGUUCGAGUUUUUAAUUUUAAGUUUAGAAGAAAAUUUGAAAACCGAUCACAAAUAUGAAAUUUAUAUUGGGUUUUGCUGGUAAAAUGGACGACGGACUUGCAGGAUUUUAUAGAAGCAGUUACUACGACAAGAAAGACCGGGAAAAGAAAUGGUUAGGCGUUACACAAUUUGAGCCCAUUUCUGCAAGAAUGGCAUUCCCAUGUUUCGAUGAACCUGAGAUGAAAGCUACCUUUGACAUAAGUAUCGGAAGAAAAGAAGGCUACAAAGCGAUCAGUAAUAUGCCCUGCUCAGGACUGAACCAUUGAAAGAAAAAGACGGCUGGUUUGGGAUCGCUUCGACACCUCAGUACCAAUGUCGACAUAUCUAGUCGCUUGGGUUGUAUCAGACUUUGACUAUAGAACUGGAAAAUUGGUAGAAAACAACAACGUUACCUUCAGGAUCUGGGCUAGAAAGGAUGCCGUAAAUCAAGUAGAUUUUGCUACAGAGGUCGGACCAAAAUGUUUGGAGUACUAUGAGAAAUUCUUCGAUAUUGAAUAUCCUCUACCAAAACAAGACAUGAUUUCUAUCCCUGAUUUUAGUGCUGGCGCUAUGGAAAACUGGGGAUUGAUCACUUACAGGGAGAGCUACUUGCUUUAUGAUCCUAAGGUAUCUUCAAAAACAAGUCAAAAUAGAGUCGCUAGCGUCAUAGCCCACGAAUUGGCCCAUCAAUGGUUCGGAAACUUGGUUACGAUGAAAUGGUGGACAGAUCUGUGGUUAAACGAAGGUUUUGCAACAUACAUGGCCAGCUUGGGCUCUUGAAGAUCUAUUUUCCACAAUGGAAUUCUCUAGAGGAAGAAGAUGCUGAUAAUAUAUUGGACGUUUUCUCUUUUGAUGCACUAAGAACUUCUCAUCCGGUAUCAGUACCAAUCGGAAUCCCAAAGAAAUCGAUGAAAUUUUCGACACAAUUUCCUACAAAAAAGGAUCGUCCCUAAUAAGAAUGAUGACUCUCUUCCUAGGAGAAGAGAUAUUGAGAAAGGGAGGUCCGCAACUACCUCAAAAAACACACAAAAUACGGUAAUGCUGAACAGGAUGACUUAUGGGAGGCUUUAACUAAGGAGGCUCAUAGUCAAGACGUGCUUCCUAAAAAUUUAACCGUUAAACUUAUCAUGGACACGUGGACCGUGCAAACGGGUUAUCCGGUUAUUAAUGUAAUGAGGGAUUAUUCCAAGAAAUCUGCUUCAAUUUCUCAGCAUCGCCAUCUUAGAGAUAUAAUAUACCCAAAAGACGCUUCCAAACCAUGUUGGUGGGUACCUUUAAGUUAUUCAACUAAAUCAAACCCCAAUUUUAAUUCUACAACCCCAAAACAUUGGCUUUCUUGUCCAGAACAUAGUCAAACAAUAGAAGAUUUGGGCGAUGAGAAAAACGAUUGGGUAAUUUUCAACAACAAAAUGGCAGGAAUAUACAAGGUAAAUUACGACGAGAGAAACUGGAACAUGAUCACGAAGUUCUUACAAGGUCCCGAUUUUCAAACAAUUCCAACUUUAAACAGAGUUCAGAUAAUUAGCGAUGCUGCAGACUUAGCUUAUAUUGGAAAUCUCAAAUACGAGAUAUUUUUCGAGUUGUUAAAGUAUCUUAAACAAGAAACUGAGUAUAUGCCUUGGAAAGCUGCUAUAGAUAAGACUGACGUCAUUACCAAACAUUUGAAGAAGUCUGCAUCGUAUGGAAAAUACAAGGAGUACAUGAGACACUUGUUAACACCCAUAUAUGAAAAAUUCGGAGGAUUCGAAGUGACCACUGACCCCGAAAAAUUAGAUUAUAUCAAACUGCAAGCUUUGAUAGUCAGUAGAUCCUGCGCAUUUGAAGUAGCAAAUUGUGUAACACAAGCAAAAACUCUGUUUAAUAAACUUAAAGGAAAACAAUCUGAUAAUGUAAUUCCCAAAGAUCUAAGAAGCGCCGUUUACUGCACCGUUUUAAAACAUGGCGGUGAGGCAGAAUGGGACUUCCUGUGGAACAAAUACCAAAAUUCCAACGUAGCUACAGAGAAAAGUACCAUUUUAACCAAUCUCGGUUGUACCGAAGAAAUAUGGAUGCUUACAAGAUACUUAGAGUGGUCAUUGAACGACACCCAGAUCAGAAGGCAAGACAGUAGUUCAGUAUUCGCCUCUGUUUCGAGAAACAAUGUGGGAUACUUCAUUGCGAAGAAUUUCUUCUAUAAUAAUCUUGAUAAAGUCUAUAAACAUUUACUGACCAACAAAAAGACACUGUCGAGAUAUUUAUCGGCUCUGUCAAACCAAAUUACAGAUGCCAAAGACGAAAAAGAAUUCGACCGUUUCAUCAAAGGCAACAAGAAGACCUUCGUCGAAAUCAAAAAGGGCGUCGACCAAUCCCUAGAAACGGUCAAAAUCAACAUCCAAUGGCAGCACACACACGCCGAGGAAAUAGCUAACAUCUUGAACAAAUAUUCCAAAUAA
Messenger RNA from Diabrotica balteata, 2868 nucleotides. Lineage: Eukaryota; Metazoa; Arthropoda; Insecta; Coleoptera; Chrysomelidae. The record is from the annotation of a GenBank genome assembly.